Molecule: messenger RNA, 2981 nt
Organism: Stomoxys calcitrans (stable fly)
Lineage: Eukaryota; Metazoa; Arthropoda; Insecta; Diptera; Muscidae
Product: WD repeat-containing protein 3
Exons: 2
Coding region: 57-2849 (930 amino acids)
Biological process (GO): maturation of SSU-rRNA
Cellular component (GO): small-subunit processome; Pwp2p-containing subcomplex of 90S preribosome
Molecular function (GO): protein binding; snoRNA binding
Source: RefSeq, a predicted model, not a curated record
CAAAGUAACACGUGCAUAGUAGAAGAAUAAAUGCUAUUAGAAUUAACAUUUUAAAUAUGGGUUUAACAAAACAAUAUUUGGCCUAUAGAGCUAUAGAUAGCUUCAACAUUAUAACCAGUGGUCGUUCCAAUAUAAAUUUUGUUAUAUACAAUAAAAUUGAAGGCCGGUAUGUGGUAUCCGCCGCCGCUGAAAAUGUUAUUCUAUGGGAUUUAAGACUUGGUGAACGUGUCCUCACAUUACGCCGUGAUAAACAAGAAGUGACCGCUUUAAGAGUUUCACCCGAUCGUCUGCAUGUCGCUGUGGGCUAUAAUGAUGGAGUGGUGGAUAUUUUCGAUUUAACUAAUCCUCAGCAAUCGUUAUGCUCAUUGGCUUUGCACAAAAGUGCUAUAUCCAUUUUGAGGUACGACGAACAGGGCAUACGUCUGGUGUGUGGUAGUCUGGAUUGUGAAAUGGUUGUGGUAGAUGUAGUGGAACAAGCUGGUCGCCAACGUUUAAUAGGCCACAAUGCUCCCGUAACUGAUGCGCAUUUUAUGGAGCGCUUCAAUGAGCAGAGUAUAGUGGUUAGUUGCUCCAAAGACACACAGAUUAAGUUUUGGAAUUUGGAGACACAAUUCUGUUUUAAAACAAUUGUGGACAAUCGUACCGAAGUUUGGGCUUUGGCUUUUGUUGGCAAUCUCAUGAUGGCCGGCAAUGGUGAGUCCACCUUGAAUGUUUAUCGCAUAAAGCCUAGAGAUACACAAGCUGAGCAAGCGAUUGAAAUGGCUGUCGAAGGUUUAACUAUAGACGAUGAGGACACCAUUAGCCCCAUUUCGGUGACCAAUUGUGGUGUUAUACAAAGGGCUGGAAAAGGCAGAUGUGUGAAUUUGGUAGCUGAUGCCUCCGAAAGAGUAAUCUCAUGCCAUGGCACCAAUGAUCUUAUAGAAAACUUUUAUAUAUGCUCCGAAGAAGAGGCCAAAAAACGUUUAGCCAAACGUUUGAAAAAGGCGCGAAAGGCCGAGGACAAUGAUCUGGAGGCAGAUGGUGCAAAAGAAUUAAGUUUAUCAGAUGAAAUUAAACGUUUGGAAAGCAUUAAAGUAAAACAAAAAAUCAAAUCCAUUGACAUACUGCUGGGAGCCAGAGAUGAGUUAAGAGUGUUGGUUAGCUUGGCCAACAACACUAUACAGCUGUAUAGCCAAGAGGCCAGUUUCAAACGUCAGAAGUCGGCCAAAGAGGAAACAGUUAAGCUCUUGAGAUCCAUCAACAGGCAGGGCCAUCAAUCAGAAGUGAGAAGUGUUUGCUUUAGUUCCGAUUCUUUGGCCAUAGGAUCUGGUUCCGGGGAAUCAUUUAAAUUCUGGAAUCGCGAUUCUAUGCAGUGUCUGCGUACUGUAGCUUGCGACUAUGUGUUAUGUUCUGUGUUUGUUCCGGGCGACAGAUAUAUUCUGCUGGGUCUUAAAUCGGGAAAGCUGCUUAUAGUAGAUGUGGGCUCUGCCGAUGUGGUUGAAGAAAUCCCUGCCCAUGACAAUGAAUUGUGGUCGAUUGCCUUGUUGCCCGACCAAAAAGGUUGCGUUACCGGCAGUAGCGAUGCCACUGUGAAAAUUUGGAUCUUCGAAUUAAUAGACAGUUCAGAAGAAGCCAUGGAUGUGGAUGAAGAAGAGAACGUGAGUAAACUGAAACACGGCAAAGUACUGUCGCUACUGCACAAAAACACUUUAAAAUUGGAAGAAACCGUUCUGUGUGUUAAGAUCAGCCCAGAUAUGAAAUAUUUGGCCGUUGGCCUUUUGGAUUCCACGGUAAAGGUGUUCUUCUUGGACACUUUUAAAUUCUACCUCUCCCUGUAUGGACAUAAACUGCCUGUAUUGUGUAUGGAUAUUUCCUAUGACUCCAGUUUAAUUGCCACUGGUUCCUCGGAUCGCAAUGUAAAGAUUUGGGGUCUGGAUUUUGGUGAUUGUCAUAGAUCGUUGUUUGCCCAUGACGACUCUGUCAUGGGUCUGCAUUUUAUACCCAAUACCCAUAUGUUUUUCACCUGCGGCAAAGAUGGCAAAAUCAAACAAUGGGACGCAGAUACCUUUGACAAAAUCAUUACACUGCCUGGUCAUAUUGGAGAAGCUUAUAGUCUGGCUGUAAGUGCCAAUGGACGAUUUUUGGUGACUUGUGGGUCAGAUCGUUGUUUAAGGCUGUAUGAGCGUACAAGUGAGCCCAUAGUUUUGCAAGACAUACAGGAGGAAGAGCGAGAGGAAAUUGAAAAUCAACAAUUGGCCACGGGUGAAGAUCAUGCAGUACCCUUAUUGCCUGGCCUGAAAUUGGCUUCAAGAAAAACCGUGGGUUCCGAGAAAGCAGCGGAGUCUAUAUUAGAAUGUUUGGAAAUAUGCAAACAAUACGAAGUGGAGGAAGAUGAAAAACCAGAAUUGCAUCCCUUGAUGCGUGCCUUAAAUGUUAAAAACCCCCAAGACUUUAUCUUGGCUACAUUAGCUAGAAUUCGUGCUUCCGAUCUGGAGGAGUCUUUGUUGUUAUUGCCAUUUUCGAAUGUGUGCGAGCUGCUGGAACGACUACCCGCUGUAUUGGCUCAGCGUUCCGAUGAAAUUGAAUUGCUGACCAAAGUCACCAUGUUUCUAUUUAAAGUCCAUAUGAAGCCUAUAACGGGAGCAAAACACAUGAAACCAUUGCUGGAGAAGUUGAUAAAAUCUUUGAAACGAGAUGUGAGUGCACUGAGAGAUGUGAUUGGCUUAAAUUUGCAUAGUUUAGCGCUGAUACAACACGACAUUGAGGAACGUGAAGGUGUGGCACUCUUCCACGAAGCCACACAAGAGAAGAAGAAGCGGGAUAAGAAACGACGUGAAGGCAUUAAACGACAGCUUAUACAAAUGGCAUAAUGAUUUUUAGAUUAGUUAAUAUAUAUAUGCAUAAAAUAUAAGAAAAUACAAUUGUAAUUGUUUAAAUCAUUUAAUUACAUAAAGAGAGGAGAAUUUUUUUUGGAUAUGUCAUUGAGGAAGUUGCAUUUAAAA